Molecule: messenger RNA, 1500 nt
Organism: Naumovozyma dairenensis CBS 421
Lineage: Eukaryota; Fungi; Ascomycota; Saccharomycetes; Saccharomycetales; Saccharomycetaceae
Gene: PUB1
Product: Pub1p
Exons: 1
Coding region: 1-1500 (499 amino acids)
Biological process (GO): regulation of mRNA stability; cytoplasmic stress granule assembly; nuclear-transcribed mRNA catabolic process, nonsense-mediated decay
Cellular component (GO): cytoplasmic stress granule
Molecular function (GO): mRNA binding
Source: RefSeq, a predicted model, not a curated record
AUGGCUGAAGAAACUGCACCAAUUUUAUCUCAGGAACAAGAAGGUUCCGCUUCUCCUAUCACGGAAUCAUCAACUGCCUCCGCAGCUAUUGAACAUGUUCAGGAAGAACAAGCUACCACCGAAACCAAUCAACAAGAUGGUGAAGAAUCUAACCAGACUGAAAUUGCUACUGAAGAAAAAGGUAAUGGAGAAGAACAAGAAGAAGAACCUAACGUAGUUCCAGCUAGCGCUACUCACGGGGGUAGAGAAACUUCAGAUAGAGUUCUUUACGUAGGUAACUUAGACAAAUCUAUCAAUGAAGAUUUAUUAAAGCAAUAUUUCCAAGUCGGUGGUCAAAUUACUGAUGUGAAAAUAAUGGUCGAUAAGAAAAAUCAAAAUGUCAAUUACGCAUUCGUCGAAUAUUUGAAAUCUCAUGAUGCUAACGUUGCAUUACAAACUUUAAACGGCAUUCAAAUUGAAAAUAAGAUUAUUAAGAUUAAUUGGGCUUUCCAAUCUCAACAAAAUUUAAAUUCAAAUGAUACUUUCAAUUUGUUCGUUGGUGAUUUAAACAUUGAUGUAGAUGAUGAAACUUUAAGUAGUAACUUUAAGAACUUCCCAUCUUAUAUUCAAGCUCAUGUCAUGUGGGAUAUGCAAACUAGUAGAUCUAGAGGGUAUGGGUUUGUUUCAUUCGCUGAUCGUGAUCAAGCUCAAAAUGCAAUGGAUACCAUGCAAGGUAAAGAAAUUAACGGUAGACCAAUUAGAAUAAAUUGGGCCACUAAACGUGAAAACAAUAAUAACAACCAUGGUGGUAACAACAACGGUCAACAACGUCGUGGUGGUUACCGUAACAAUAACAACAAUAAUAAUAGUAGAAAUACCAUGGGUGGCAUGCCAAUGGGUAUGGGUGGUAUGCCGCAAAAUGUUAUGGGAUUGGGUUCUAUGGAUGGUAUUCCAAUUCAAAUGCAACAACAACAACAACAGCAACAACAGCAACAAGUUGCGGCUGCUGCUGCUGCUGCCGCUGCUGCCGCUGCGGCUCAACAAGGUCCUUUAGUUCCUGGUCCUGUUAAUCCUCAAGCUGUUGAUGAUAUGAUUAGAAGAGCUCCUCCAAGAGUCACAACUGCUUAUAUCGGUAAUAUCCCACAUUUCGCUACUGAAGCUGAUUUGAUUCCAUUAUUACAAACUUUUGGUUUCAUCUUAGAUUUUAGCCAUUAUCCUGAAAAGGGUUGUUGUUUCAUUAAAUAUGAUACUCAUGAACAAGCUGCUGUUUGUAUCGUAGCCUUAGCUAAUUUCCCAUUCCAAGGUAGAAACUUGAGAACUGGUUGGGGUAAAGAAAGAACUACUUUUAUUCCAAACCAACAACAACAACAACAACAAGCGCAAGUCCAAGGUCAACAACAACAACAAUUGCCACCUCAACAUGGUCAAAUCCCAAUGCAAGAACAAGGUCAACAACCAGGUAUGAUUCCAAUCAUGAUGAAUGAUCAACAGCAACAACAGCAACAACAACAAGAUAUGUAA